UUUUGUUUAGAUGAAAUAAGCGUUAGUCCACUAAAAUCCACCCAUGUGGUUAGCUCUUGGCUGAGCUAUCAGAUGCUGGUCCUCACGGGAGGAGUCACAACCAGGUGGGGCCGGUUCCAACCUUGGAGUAUCUGAAGUAAAGAUCAAAGAGGAAGCAACCACAUUCAGGACUGGGAACGCCCACCUCCCCUACUUCCGGUCCCGUCCUUUGCUGGGCGCUCGACGGAUUGGCCCCCGGAACAGAGGGCGUGCCUGGGCGGGACUUCCGGUCUUUUGGAGAGGAAAGGUGCUUCCGCGGGUUGAGGGAAGAUUUGAACUGCUGAUUUCCUGUGUUUACUUUGCGGGGAGGUGGUUGGAGUUUCAGCUUUUCUCCCGCUACUGACUCGACGAACGUCUCGGCUAAAAAUAUUCCCCCUGUGGCCUUAUUCCUGUGCGCUUGUCACUGUUUUCUCUCAUCAAGAAACAUAACUUGUUGGUAAUUUGUCAGAUUCAUGAAAUAUCCAUCGAGAAGCAGUCGUGGGCAGACUUCAAGCAUUUUGGCAAAUUAAAGCAGGGGCCGUUGAUUGGCCUUAUUUCCGCGACUUUUCAUCUCAGAAUUGCCGUGUUGAGUCCAAGACGUUGGUGGUUGUUUUGUCUUCUCCUUGGAAGGACAUUUUAUCCAUAGUCAUAGUAAUGGCAGCUGAAGUGCGAAUGGUACUUUAUGAAGAUGAUUCCGUGCAAGUGCAAUAUGCUGAUGGUUCCAGACUACAGCUUUCUCCUUGUGGCUCUGAAUUUUUAUUUGAAAAGGCGCCUCCUGUUUCAGCACAUCCUUUAGAACGACCAGAAAGAAUUCGUCAAAGGACACAUUUUGUUAUCAGCACUUACCGAGAGGAACUACAGCGAGCCCUAGAUUUUCGAAAUUCUUUUGCUACUUGCCCUUUUUUAUCUGAAAGCAUCAUACCUUCUGAAAGAAAAAAGCGUAUCUUCAUUGACUUCUCAGAAGUCAGAUGGCCCAGUCCUGAUACUGAUGAUGGCAUGCUGUGUAUGCAGAGCGGCACCGUGAAGAUAUCAUCAUUAGAUGGGCAUGCAUACCUUUGUCUGCCGAGAUCGCAGCUUGAAUUUACAGUACAUUUUUUGUGUAAAGUAAGCCAGAAGCCAGAUUCAUCUAUAGUAUUGUCAGAAAAGAAGAUUCAAGCCAGAAAGGACAAACUAGAUGAAACAGCAGGCAAAAUCUGUACAUAUGGAAGUUUAUCAAGACAGAGACUGAAGAAUAAAGAAAACGAACUUUACUAUCAGACCAUGAAAUCCAAGGAACCUUUGGAGAAAAAGAGCUGUGUAAAUGGAGCCGAAGGGAGUGGCGAGCCACCUCUGCCUGGUACAAAACACACGUGUGUAUACACGUGGGUGAAACAAUGCUGGCCUGUGGCCUCCUGUCCAGAGGAAUGGAAAUAUCCCUUGUCUUUAGCACUGCAUUUGCAUAAUAAAAUCAGCAGUGUGUCUAGAAUUGAUGCAGCCAUCACCCAGAAUAAAACUUUGACUUCUGAUAUUUCAGAGGAAAGAGGAAAAGAGGUUUCUGUUCUUCCCAGGGCCCUGUUACUCAGCUGUCCUGUCCCACACCUGCACAGGUGGAAUUUUUGUGAUUCACUUUCACAAGGACAGUUUGAUGAAGAAUAUUCCUAUCCUGAACUAGUGAAAGUGGUUUGGUACAAAGGUGUGACUUAUCGACUUACCCAUAAAAAUGUGAACUCAAUAGAGAUUUAUCCUGGAGAUGGCUCUGUUUUCAAAUCUGAGGGAGCUCAUUUUGGGAGCUAUUUUACUUAUUAUUCCAUUCAGGAACGAUCAGAAGAGAAAGAAGAGAAAACUUAUUCAGUAAAUAACCUUCCUCCUGAUAGACCAGGAAGUCUGUUCUCUGUGUGUUCUCUAAUUAAACAGGCAACCAGAAUUCUUCAGCACUGUGCGAAGACAAGGCUUUCUUUAAGCCAUAACUAUCGUAUAUGCUGCUGGAAAAUGGUACCUGGGAUAAAUGAUAGCAAUAUACUGCCUUUACUUUUGAGAGAAUCGCUCAUACCCAGCGUGGGAAGAUUUCUUGCAUACUCUGAUGACAAAGUACAUGCUCUCUUUUUAAAUGGCAUUACUCUAACCCUAAAUUGGAAUUUCAGCUCUUUUACUGAAAAGAGACAGGUAAACCAAGGUCUCAACUUAGCUUGGUGUAAGUUAACUUUUCCUGAUGGGCAAGAUCAGUUAAUUCAGAUUCAACACCCUGGACCAUAUGAAAGAUAUGUGACAGCAGUCAUAUCAUGGUGCAGAAGCCUGACCCAGACUAAUCAGAGAGACAUGCCCACACAUUCUUCAUCUUCUAUUCUUGAAGAAAAUUGGUCUGUGGCCUCUGAACUUGAAAAGAUAAAGAAGUUUAACUUGUUACUGGAGAAUAGUGGUAUCCUAAACCAGAUUUCCAACAAAGAAAAUGAACGGUCAUCUGAUCAUUAUGAACCAAAACCUUCAGAAACCUUGCUGGAAGAAGUUAAUGAAAAGAGAGUAUCAGUGGCAUUGAAAAAAACCUCUGAAAUCCUUCAAGAUAUUGACUGUCUUCUAUUAAAUUCUAAAAAGUGAAUCACAAACCUUAAGGAUGUUGUUUCAAGUGACUAGUAUUACUAGUAAGCCAAGAAAUUACAUAUAUUACUUGUGUGCAAUGAUUAUAUGAAAAAAUGACAGUUAACUUUGGGGGUUACCUAACUUGUAAAUUUUAAGAUAUAUAUAUUUAUAAUGUACCUUAUUAAUAAAGAAAUAUUUUAGAAUUUUGAACAAUUAUUUCAUAUUUAUGAAAAAAAAUUUAUAAAAUCAUAGUUGUUACUGUUUUAUCUUGCGGAGCAUUUACUAUUAAUCCUCAAGGCUUUUUUUUUUUUUUUUUCCUUUUUA
Messenger RNA from Panthera uncia (snow leopard), 2895 nucleotides. RefSeq names its product chromosome A1 C5orf34 homolog (gene CA1H5orf34). Lineage: Eukaryota; Metazoa; Chordata; Mammalia; Carnivora; Felidae. The record is from RefSeq and is a predicted model, not a curated record. Bases 673 to 2589 code for a protein of 638 amino acids. The transcript is spliced from 13 exons.